AUGAUACCGGCAAGCUUAGUCCAUCAGGGAAGAAAAAAGAAACAGGCACAGUAUCCCGCGACACAUAGCGCCUCACCCUCACGAGUCACGACCCUGCUCCACCCACUGCCAUCGACUUUUCCGGCAGCUUUCACCGCCACGCCGGCAGCUCCACAGCUUCGGCUACUUCCCUCCGAACCUGCAAGAAUGCAACAAGAAGCUCCAACUCCAACUCGAAGAAUGAAACAAGACAUAAUUUGGAAAAAGAACCACAGAUCAGAGAGCUGUGAAACCACGUUAGAUCUUCAUAUAACCAUGUUCUAA
Messenger RNA from Lactuca virosa, 303 nucleotides. NCBI's taxonomy places the organism in Eukaryota, Viridiplantae, Streptophyta, Magnoliopsida, Asterales, Asteraceae. The record is from the annotation of a GenBank genome assembly.